Mugil cephalus (flathead mullet) is the source of this 2935-nucleotide messenger RNA. Its product is annotated as ubiquitin-conjugating enzyme E2 R1-like. Lineage: Eukaryota; Metazoa; Chordata; Actinopteri; Mugiliformes; Mugilidae. The transcript has 5 exons. The coding region runs from base 590 to 1306 and encodes 238 amino acids. Gene Ontology annotation, biological process: ubiquitin-dependent protein catabolic process; protein polyubiquitination. Gene Ontology annotation, molecular function: ubiquitin conjugating enzyme activity. The record is from RefSeq and is a predicted model, not a curated record.
CCUGUUUUUAGAGGAGCGGGGACUCCUUUCAGCAACAUUCUUCACUGUCCAGCCUUCUCUUGGGGAGGUAUAAACUACAUUUCUGAGCAUUAUCGUUAGAGUUUUUGCUUGCUAUAUUUUCAGCUGACUAACUUUGAUCACUUUUGUAUUCUGGCUCUCGUAUCCAGCUGACUAAAGUAUUCGCGCCACAAUAAGAUCGCCUUCAGCUGCCUCGGUAAGGUAGAGCUUAUACUGGCUAGCCUACAUUAGCCAGCUGCUACCAGUAGAUUUACGGCUUAUAUCCGUAGCUGUCCUGCCAGGUCGAUCAACUAAAGCUGGAGGCGCUGGUUAGCCACAAUGGUCUGGUCAGUUGUACGAUUAAUUCUUGAGUAAUGACAUUGGCAAUUAAUUGAUAUUUUUUGGGGAACAAACCAGCGGAGCCUUUGUUUGGCUUUUGCGCAGCCUGACAGGUUUGGCCUGUUUCAUUGUCUCCCAACAGCGAAAACGCAGAAGUUGUUUUCGGGUUUUUUUUGCUAGCUCGGCUCACUCAGCCGCGUUCGUGUAAACAAAGCCGUCAGCUGUCGACUUCAGAUUAUCUACCUAGAGCAGUAUGGCGCAACACGACCCCUCUCAUGUAGCCAGCUCACAGAAAGCACUCAUGCUGGAGAUGAAGAGUCUCCAGGAGGAACCCGUCGAGGGAUUCAAAAUAACACUGGUGGACGAGGCUGACUUAUACAACUGGGAAGUGGCCAUUUUCGGGCCACCAAACACUCAUUAUGAAGGGGGGUAUUUUAAGGCUCGGAUCAAGUUCCCUAUAGACUACCCAUACUCUCCUCCUGCUUUCCGCUUCCUCACCAAGAUGUGGCACCCCAACAUCUAUGAGAAUGGGGAUGUGUGCAUCUCUAUAUUGCACCCUCCAGUGGAUGACCCUCAGAGCGGAGAGCUGCCUUCGGAGAGAUGGAAUCCCACCCAGAACGUCCGGACCAUUCUGCUAAGUGUGAUCUCGCUGCUGAAUGAACCCAACACCUUUUCUCCUGCCAACGUGGACGCCUCCGUCAUGUACCGCAAGUGGAGGGACAGCAAAGGCAAAGACCGGGAGUAUGUGGAGAUCAUCAGGAAACAGGUGCUGGCCACCAAGGCAGAAGCAGAGCGCGACGGCGUAAAGGUUCCCACCACGCUGGCCGAGUACUGCGUCCGGACGCGCGCCCCGCCCCCCGACGAGGGCUCCGACCUCUUCUACGACUAUUACUACGACGACGACGACGUGGAGGGCGGCGACGGCGACUGCUGCUACGACGAAGACGACUCGGGCAACGAGGAGUCGUGACAUGCUUUCCUGACGCAACGCCCGAUCUAGCUGACGUACGCGACCCCUUUCUUUCUGCCCGGGUUGCCAGAUAUUCUAGGUUCACAACCAAGAAAGAUUUGAAGCUUCCCUCCUCUAAACCAAUAAGAGCUUUUCUUUUUUUCUUUUUCUUUUUUUUUCCUCAAGCCUCUGAAUUUGUUUCAGGGGUUGAAAUUCGCUGCCGAGCUGUGGAAGAGUCAGACCCGGUAAGAUUUGCACCAGCACAAAAGUCUCCACUUUUCUUCAGUUUUGUGAACAGCUUCGUUGUCAUCACCUAAAACCUUAUUUUAAGAGAAUCACGUCACCUCUUGCGUAAUCCCGUUGAGCUGCUCGGCCCCAUAUAUAGUGUAAGGUGUCGUGGGGUGAAUGCCACCAUCAACAAAACCCAACAUUUGCACUGGUGCAAACACUCCUCUACACGACAUGUCUCAGCCUCUCUCUUGCAUAUCUUUAUUUCCCCUAAUUGUAACCGGGCGUCGCUCGCCAGUAGUUGGACUCGGACUGAGAGAAGAUCGAGGACGUGGAGCGGCCCCGUUUGUGUCCCACGGUGUACACUGUCCAAACCGUUUCGGGACGAGACACGAACUGUCACGCGGCGGUGUUUUUAAAAGUUCUUGUGCAUGCCGGAAGCUUUUCGUCGCGCUCACUGGUGGAACGUUUACCUGCAUCGUGAUCCGUUCUCGGCUCUGUGACCAACGAAGACGAUGGAGGACUCUCUCCCCGAUCGACCGCCUGGCUGAAUCAGUGGGUCGGAUCCUCAUGUGAACAUUUUUUGCGAACAUGAAAUUGAUCUUCGCCGUGUUUCUCCUGGUUAAUGUUGGACGUGUUUCUGUCGUUUUUUUGAGUGUGGGGGGUGGGGGGGGUUAUGUUAUUUCAAGUAGCUCAGAUUUAGUAAAUCUUGUUGGGGGGAGUUUUUCAAGGGGGGGUCGGAACUAAUAAUUGAUGAGAAUCGUAUUUGUCCUCAGGGUCAGUCUCUGAGGCCUCACGGACCCAAAGACCUAAGGCAGUGUGGGAAAGAAAGCCCGUCUCAGUUUGCUCUCCUCCAAGCUUCAUAAUAUUAGUCUUUGGUUAGACUUUACACCUGCGCCCUUCACUUGAGAAUGAUUUAUGUGAUUAUUAGGUCAUUUGUGGGGGGGUGGGAGGGGGAACUUUUAGGCAGUGUCUGUUAAAGGUGUUGUUGCUGUAACAGGAUUAUCGGAGUCCCUGGAAGAGAACAAGAACAAGGCUGCCAUGUUUUAUCUUUCAUUACUAUUCUUUGUGUUAGACGAGCGGACGGGUUUUGAUAUUAUUUUUAGAGCGUAUGCGUGUCCUCUUUGUGUAAUUUCUCAUCAGCAAUAUCGGUAGAUUUAAUUUUACUUAUUAAUUAUUGGCACGUCAUACUGAAUUUCUCAGGAUAAUGAAUUACGUGUGACGAAAAACUAUUACGACGAGCAAUUGUUUUCCUCAUUAGGUCAGUCUGCAGUGUUGGUUUACAGCUUCAACGGGAACCACAAACCGAUAUGCACAUGUAGCUGUAUGGAUGAUCACCGUGUCGUUUGAUCCACCCGUGUCUAUUUUUUAUUUUCGGCUAUUUAAAACAGAUAAAAAUAAAGGUUUAUUUGAAAAUGGAAA